AUGACCCAUCGGUUCGUUUCAAAGCUCUACAGAACUGUGAAACGCAGUUGUACUUUGGUAGGCCAGUUCUAUGCUGCUCCUCUGAUGGACUGCCCUGCCGAAUACCUCCAUGCAGGGCUGAACUUGACAGAGAAGUAUCAGCGCGAAUAUCAAGUACCUAACAUAAAGCCGGCGGGCCUCGGCAUCGUGAUUAGAUGUAUCACGUCCUGGGGUCCGCACGCGUACAAGGCUGAAAGCCGUCAGAAGCACCGACAACUAGCUGCUUGUCAUACAGAUCGGUCGUCCCAAGCAUAUCGCCAGGAAACAACAGGCAUCGGAAUUGAUGAGCGCUGA
This is a messenger RNA of Aspergillus niger, 333 nucleotides long. RefSeq lists its product as hypothetical. The record is from RefSeq and is a predicted model, not a curated record. The transcript is spliced from 2 exons. Bases 1 to 333 code for a protein of 110 amino acids. Lineage: Eukaryota; Fungi; Ascomycota; Eurotiomycetes; Eurotiales; Aspergillaceae.